This is a messenger RNA of Olea europaea var. sylvestris, 678 nucleotides long. RefSeq lists its product as uncharacterized. The coding region runs from base 1 to 678 and encodes 225 amino acids. Lineage: Eukaryota; Viridiplantae; Streptophyta; Magnoliopsida; Lamiales; Oleaceae. Gene Ontology annotation, molecular function: DNA helicase activity. The transcript has 3 exons. Gene Ontology annotation, biological process: DNA repair; telomere maintenance. The record is from RefSeq and is a predicted model, not a curated record.
AUGUCUAAGUUAAUAAUUUGGGAUAAAGCACCAAUGAUAAAUCGUUGUAUUGUUAAAGCUGUGGAUAAAAUGUUAAGAGAUAUUACUGAUUCUGAUUUACAUUUCAGUGGGAAAGUAGUAGUUCUUAGAGGAGAUUUUAGACAAGUUUUACCAGUAGUGCCAAGAAGGAAAAAAGAAGACAUAAUGAAAGCUAGCUUAGUUUUUCCUUACCUAUGGCCUUUAUUUGUACAUCUACCAUUAGUUGAAAAUAUGAGGGCGAAAUUUGAUCCUGCUUUUUAUGAUUAUUUAUUGAGAGUUGGAAAUGGAACAGAGGAAGAACAUAAGCAAAUUCCUAGUCAAGUCUAUAUGUACUAUAGCUUUGAUGAAGCAAUUGACAAAUCUGAACAAAGCUUACAGGAAGAUUUUCUAAACAAUUUAACUUCAAACGGUAUUCUGUCUCAUGAAUUGAACCUUAAAGUAAAUUGUCCUGUAAUGUUAUUACGAAAUAUCAAUCCAUCUAAAGGGCUUUGCAACAGAACACGUCUUACUUGUCGAAAAUUUGAGAAAAAUGUAAUUCUUGCUAAAAUUAUAUCUGAGAAUCCUAUUUUGGUUGGAUAUAGUUUUAAAGAGCAAAAUGAUAAAAAUCUGUUUGUUACAACUGAUAUAGAAGCUGCAAGUAAAAAUUUAUCAAAUUUGUGA